AUGGAUCGCGACCGAGAUAGAAGAUAUGAUGACGGUCGUCGCUUUGGAGAAAGCUACCGCCCGUCAGAACGAAACCGUCGACAUUCUCCACGUGGUGAUACUCGCUCUCCAUUGAGACCCGCAGCUGACACCUGGGCUCCUGAUCGCGGAAGGCCUCGCAGCCGAUCACCAGUUGUCUUUCGGCGCCGUUCAAGAAGCCCGCUUUUCCGGGGAAGAGACCAGGUUUCUAGUUACAACCCCAGAAGCAGGAGACCGUCACCUGCUCGCGAUAUCCGACGGAGCCCCCCAAGAUCACGGCGCUCUAGGUCCCCGCCUCGAUAUACAAGGGAACGUAGUCCACUUCCUCUAAAAAGAACUCGAGACCCUUCGCCGCUCAACAAUUACCACCCUCGCUCUCCAAAAAGAGAGCGCGUCGCUUCUCCGCCUGUACGACCAAGAUUUGAACGACCCUGGUCUCCGUCAUUCCCUGGAUAUCCUCGAGGGCCUCCGCGUGCUCGAUCACGCAGCUUGGAUCGGCGCGAACCGCGGCGAGAAGUUCCUGCUGAGCGGUCAUGGCGACGCAGGUCACUCUCUCCACCGAGAGCGCCAUCCGGCCACAACUCUGAUCGUGUUUCGACGUCUACGUCACGGAGAUCAUCCCCACCGUUACAAACAAACGACAGAUUGAACAUGCCGCGAUCUGGGGGCGUCACGCGCUCUCCAGCCAUUAUGCCGACACGAACACAAUAUGAAGCUCGGCAACCGAUAACAUCUCCUUCCCGUCCCACCAGAUCGCCACCAAGACCAGUAGAGCCGCCGCGGGCGCCUGCUGGUAGGCCACCGUCUCCUCCUAAGGAACCGACUACGCGUGGGCCUUCACCAAAACUACCGGAUAAACCUUUGAGGCAGAGUCCUGGAGGUGAUAACGAACGGGGUGAAUGUCAAUCGCAAAAUGCAAGACCUCCAGGCCCUUCUGGCACUUCUGGAGGCGUAGGCCCCUCUUCUCUUGGGAAUCAGAAUGUUGCGCAAGCGCCAAGGAUCCCCAGCCAACCCCAAACUUUCAACAAACCGCGAUCUGUAACGCCGUUGUCCUCUCCUUCAACCGCCCAACCGCCAACCGGUCCUCAGGCUCGUGGAACUAACUUGUCCUUACUUUCCGCUCCUACCCGCCCUAGGGGUGGCAUUCCACACAGUUCUACUAGGGAUGGCCCCAGUCCCCGCGACGGAUCUUGGUCAGGAUCUGUUCGACACCACUCCCCGCCGGUGCAUCAUAAAACUCCUAGUGGACAUCGUGCUGGCUCGAAUUACGAGUCUCAUCGUCCUCCUCUGUUUCGGCAUAGUAGCGCGUCAACUCCACAUUCCUACCCCCGUCCUCCACGUUCUACCAACUAUCUAUCCGGGAUACCUCAAAUAGUACCUGGUGGAAAGCUGCUGCCAUCCAGCUUGGAUCCAAGCCGCGAAAAGCGUCUCGCUCAGCUAGAACUCGAUAAAGAAAAGCUCUUAGAGCAGAUUGAAGAAAAACAAAAGGCCAAGCGGGCUGGACUAAGGGAAUGGGAGAAACUCAGUAGGGAGAGUUCUACAGGUGCACUGAGGAGUGAGCUUGCCGAGGGCCAUUUGCAACGAAUGACAGAAGGUGAUGGGCUGGGCGGGCCUGCUUUUUGAACAGUUUCAUUAAGACAAGAUAAACCUCUUCUAAUUCCUGUAUUUCAGAUUUUCUAGCUUUUCAUGAGGAUAUUCCCGAAGAACAUCAAUUAGAUUAUAAGAAUC
Histoplasma capsulatum G186AR is the source of this 1746-nucleotide messenger RNA. RefSeq lists its product as uncharacterized. The transcript has 2 exons. The record is from RefSeq and is a predicted model, not a curated record. Bases 1 to 1641 code for a protein of 546 amino acids. Lineage: Eukaryota; Fungi; Ascomycota; Eurotiomycetes; Onygenales; Ajellomycetaceae.